Molecule: messenger RNA, 1727 nt
Organism: Pomacea canaliculata
Lineage: Eukaryota; Metazoa; Mollusca; Gastropoda; Architaenioglossa; Ampullariidae
Product: perivitellin-2 67 kDa subunit-like
Source: RefSeq, a predicted model, not a curated record
AAAAAGCGAGAGGCAAGGAAGUGAUGAAGUACGUCCGGGUCAGAGUCGCUUAUAUAACCAGCGUCUUUGCAGUGGCAGUUCCUGCUUAUUCUCACAACACGUGGCAACAACAGACUGACAGCGACAACCACUACACAACCAGAGACCUGAAAGCAGAGUAAGGCCGUCGUGCCUGCGUGUGUCCUCCCACCUCACCGGUAACUACCUGUUACCUGAACCAAGAAGGCCGGCCACCAAAGAUGACAGGUGUACAGCGAGCAUUACUGGUCCUAAUGAUGGGCCUGACUGUCUUGUUGCACCCGGCAAGAGGUCAGGUCAGACUGUGUGACAACCUCAUACCCGGGGUCAGCAUACAGUCCCGCGGAGUUGACGUCACCAUGCUCGACCUCACGCCUCUCGACUUCACAGGUGCCGAUGGCUACCGCAGCCCCAUCAUCCUCUUCACCUGCAAUGAGCGGAAGACAUUUGCACACAACGGGGUGCAGUAUGACUUCCCAGACCAGGUGUGGCACGUAAAUCGUGUUCCAGGAGGCUGGCUUUCGUCAGAGGUCAAGAUUUUUAAGGACUACAAGGAGGUCAAGCGAACCAUGUCGUCUGACGUCAGUGGCGGCAUCACGCUGGAGAAGUUCGCCUUCUCGGCCAGCUCUUCCUACUCCCGCAUGCAGCACACCAUUACCAACACGUCCAAAUUCAUCGAGCAGGUCUCAUCAUUUGACUCGGCCACCAGGACUGAUCUCGUGCCCUUCUGGGUCCUGGAGCUGGGCGCCAUCGUUCAAGGCUUUGUGGACAACCGCCUGCCGGCCAAUUAUUCACAAAACCCCGCCGCCUACAAGCUGUUCAUCCAGUAUUUCGGCACUCAUUACUUCCAGAGUGCCAAGUUUGGCGGCCUGAUCAAACUGGUUCUCGAGACGAGCUCCGAAUACUUCCAGAAUAACAACGACAACAGGGUCCAGCAACAGGCUGAAGCUUCUUUCAUGAACCUUCUGAAGGCCAAAGGCGGCUACUCAGGCUCUGUCGCUACAGUUGACCAGCGGUUUGAAGAGCUGACGACAAAAUCGACACGGUACUAUGGCGGCAACACCAACCUGUUGUCAUCCAGCGGAAUCGUGCAGUGGCAAGCUACAGUGGGGCAGCCAUGGCUGUUUUCAGGAGAACUGGCGUCAUCAGGCGAGCUGAUGGACGCCGACAAGAAGGCUUCAAUGGAGAUCGCCGUCAACUCCUAGCAUAAUCCUACGAUCCAUCUGGACGGCUUGCUGCGCCUGCUGAAUGCCCGGAGAGAGAGCUGGGCCGCCGGCCUGUCCACUCUCAACUCGCUGGUCACCAGGGUACAGGCCAUGAAGAGCAUGGACUUGCUGGAUCAAACCGCUGUAGAGGCGCUGGGGAUGGAAGUGGAUGAGCAGGUGACUAUACCCGCAUGGUUUACACAAAGGACGCAGCUGUGUUACCAGUGGUACCCAGAUGGUGACGGGGGACAAUGCGGAGGAGGCGCUGACCGUCUGCUGUGCGCGGCACCGGGUAAGAUGACGUCAUAUUACCGUGACGACACAGACCGGCGACCCGGCGGGUGCCAGAUGCAGUGGGGCGUGAUGACGUCUCGUGGGGCAGACUGGUUCAGACAAGUGCAGGUGAGGACACGGGUGGCUUGCUGUUUUCUGACAAUAAAUGCUAUGAUGCCAUCCUAUGUGAUUCGGCAGGACAGUUCUCACAUUAAUUACCGAGGUUAUUGA